Drepanopeziza brunnea f. sp. 'multigermtubi' MB_m1 is the source of this 492-nucleotide messenger RNA. NCBI's taxonomy places the organism in Eukaryota, Fungi, Ascomycota, Leotiomycetes, Helotiales, Drepanopezizaceae. The record is from RefSeq and is a predicted model, not a curated record.
AUGGAGGACGACGAUCUAGCACAGGCACCGCGCCUCGAGCAACUGAAAGCCCAAGGCGGCGGAGGCAGAGGCGGAGGGUCCAGCAGCGGGGGCGGAUCGCAAGAGCAGAAACAGUGCGCACCCCAGUCCGGUCCAGUCCAGUCUAAUCCAUCCGAGGACGCUCGGAGCCCUCAUGCUAACAUAUGUACUUACGACUUUAGACAGCAGGAAUCCGAAGCGCGGGCCUCCAUCCUCCAGCAGAUCCUCGAGCCCGAAGCCGCGGACCGCUUGGGACGCAUCCGCCUCGUGAAAGAGUCGCGCGCGAGAGAUGUGGAGGAUAGGCUGAUCAUGCUGGCGCGGAGCGGGCAGUUGCGGAGUAAGGUUACGGAGACACAGUUGAGGGAGCUGUUGGAGGCCGUGGCCGAGAAGGGGAAGGAGGAGAAGAUUGUGGUGUCUAGGCGGAAGGGAGGAUGGGAUGACGAGGACGACGAUGAUUUGUUUAAGGACUUGUGA